AUGGAGCGCCCGGAGCCGUGGCUGCUCGACGCCAUCGACGCCGGCCUGCUGCUGCGCGCGCUGCGCGCGCCGCCGCCGGGCGGCGCGCCUAUCGAGCUGGUGCUGUACUGCAUGCAGGGCGCCCGCGCCACUGGCGACGACGCGGCCCGCCCCCCUCGCGGCGGCGGCGGCGCCGGCCCGGCGCGACGGCAGAGCAGCGGGCGGCGCGCCACGCUCGCGAGCGAGGGCGACGCGGACGGGGCUCUUGAGGAGGAGCCGGAGCUAUCAAUGCCCCAGAUGGCCACCGGGCUGGGCGAGCCCGAAAUAAAGGACCUGGCUUAUCUCAUUGUGGCAGCCACCUGCAGGGACGGCGCCGCGGGGGAGCUGCUGCAGACGGUGCGCAGCCAGCUGGACGUGGACGAGGAGGGGGCGGCCGAGGUCGAGCGGCUGGUGGCGCUGGUGGAGGGCGCCAUCGCGCGCACGCAGGCGGCGGACAAGGGCGUGGCGCCGCUGUCUGCUGACUGGAGCGCGAGCCUCGAGCUGGUGCUGGUGCUGCUGGAAACGGUGCUGCCAAAGGACUUCAAGCGGUUCAAGUCUUUUGUUGCCUGGCGGGACACGCUCCAAAACGCGGUGCUGCAGACGCUGCUGCAGGGCGUGCGGGACAGCUGGCGCCCGCCACAGCCGCGCGACGGCGAGGCGGCGGCGCCGGCGCCGUCGGCACAGCAGCUACUGGCGAGGCUCAAGGGCAGCCUGCGCCGCUGCGACGUCCGCAGUGCCGACGACUUUGACGAGGCCGAGUACAGGGAGGCCACCCGCAGCCUGAACAGGACAACCUUGGACCUCGUAAAGUGCCUGGGCACGGGCUGGCGCUUCCCCUGGGGCCUGCGGGUGCGGCUGUGCGAGGUGCUGCUGCGCGGUGUGUUCGACAGCCUGGAGGAGGGGGCGUACAUAGCGGAGGCGGACGAGUACCUGCAGAUGCUGCAGACGCGCGUGUGGCCGCUGCUGGGUGUGAGCCCUUCAAUGCACAACAGCUGCUUCGCCUGGAUCCACUUCAGACAGUUUGUGAUCACUAAGACGCCGGCGCUCGUCGGAAGCACCAAGGCGCUACUACGGCGCCUGGCGCAGGUCAGCAGCAGCGCGCGGCGAGCCCAGCAGGGCAACGCCGCCGGCGUCGGCCGCAGAGCGGACGACGUGGCGCCAGAAGACGCGGCGCUCGCCUGCGAGGUCGGCGCCUGCGUCAUCGAGUGGGUCGGGGAGCGGGUGGCAGACUACCACCGGCGAGCCAAGGCGCUGGGUGGGCCCAGGGUGCUGUCUGGUCUGGUGGACGUAUUGGCCUUUGCGGCUCAGAGCAGGUGA
Monoraphidium neglectum is the source of this 1335-nucleotide messenger RNA. RefSeq lists its product as hypothetical. The transcript is spliced from 11 exons. The record is from RefSeq and is a predicted model, not a curated record. NCBI's taxonomy places the organism in Eukaryota, Viridiplantae, Chlorophyta, Chlorophyceae, Sphaeropleales, Selenastraceae. Bases 1 to 1335 code for a protein of 444 amino acids.